AUGAACUCCCUCACUAUCGCUGGUUUCUUCUGCCUUCUCGGCGCUGCUCUCGGUGCCAACGUCGCUGGAUACGGCGUCGGAUACGGACACGCCCUCGGAUAUGGCGGAUACGCCGGAUACGGUGGUUACGGCCGAACGGCCGCUCCUGUUGCCCGCGUUGCCCAUGUCGCCGCCGCCCCUGUGGCCGUUGCAGCACCAGUUGCCCGUGUCGCCCAUGUAGCUGCCACACGGCUACGGAGAUACGGCCGUGGAGUUGUUGCCGCUGCCCCUGUCGCCCGCGUUGCCCAUGUCGCCGCCGCCCCUGUGGCCGUUGCAGCACCAGUUGUCGCUGCCGCCCCUGUGGCUGUUGCAGCUCCAGUCGCCCACGUCGCCGCCGCCCCUGUGGCCGUUGCAGCUCCAGUAGCCCGUGUCGCCCACGUCGCCACCCCGGUCGCCGUCGGCUACGGGCACGGCUACGGUUACGGCGAUAUACACUUGCUACAACUAACCCAGAGAUUUAGUGUUCCCAAUUUGCCACCAAAAGGGAAAUCCCAAGCAUCUAAGACAAAGGCGUCUUUAGCUUUCUUUUAA
Ixodes scapularis (black-legged tick) is the source of this 570-nucleotide messenger RNA. RefSeq names its product cuticle protein 63-like. The transcript is spliced from 7 exons. NCBI's taxonomy places the organism in Eukaryota, Metazoa, Arthropoda, Arachnida, Ixodida, Ixodidae. The coding region runs from base 1 to 570 and encodes 189 amino acids. The record is from RefSeq and is a predicted model, not a curated record.